CUUCUGCUCAUUAAUACCAACCUUUCGAAACUCGCUGCUUUGUCUCUCUCUUCGGGAGCAGAGAUACUAUGCCGCCUUUAUUUCCUGCUCUUCGAACUAUAAAAGCUGGCCACCGGCAAUGCCGGUAGCGCUUCGAUAACGGCGGCGCUGAGUCAGAUCAACCGAUGGUAACACUCCUCCGCCAUCGCUUCUUACUCCUCUUCAUCGCCGCCGGAUUCCUCCCCUUUGCCGCCGGAAAAAACCUCAGCUCUGCCGUGGAUUUUGCUGCGCUGUACAGCCUCCGCGCCUCGCUGGGUUUGCGCGCACGCGACUGGCCUCGGAGAGUCGACCCGUGCUCGUCAUGGGCCGGCGUUGGCUGUGAUGCCGGCGGGCGAGUUGUGUCGCUCGACAUACACGGGCUCCGGCGGACUCGACUCGGUCGCCUGAACCCUCGAUUCGCAGUCGAAGGGAUUCAGAAUCUCACUCGGUUGUCUUCCUUUAACGCUACUGGAUUCACACUUCUUGGCUUUAUUCCGGACUGGUUCGGCAGCCACCUACCGCCAUCGCUUGCCGUACUCGACCUUCGUCGGACGUCUAUUUACGGGGAGAUACCAUACUCUCUAGGCGGGGCCACUGGUCUCAAGGUGCUCUCCCUCGCGGAAAACUCGGUUACUGGCAGUAUCCCUCCCACACUAGGCAAGUUGACAAAUCUCUCAUUUCUCGAUCUCUCCCGGAACUUGCUCUCCGGCGAUUUGCCUUCCGAGCUUACUGGCAUUGGCAACGUCACUUACCUUGACCUCUCUUCCAACUUUCUCACCGGCGCAGUACUAUCGGAGAUCGGAGAUUUGUCGAAGUUGGAAACCUUGAUUCUUUCUAAUAACAGCUUCACUGGCUCCAUUCCUCCGGAGCUCGGGAACGUCUCUUCCCUCGUUACACUCGAUCUCAGCUUCAAUUCGCUGUUCGGUACUUUGCGUGAUGAGUUGCGUAAUCUUAGGAGUUUGCAACAUCUGAACUUGGGGGGCAACUUCCUUAGUGGAUUUCUAGGAUCAAGUUUCUUCUCCGAUUUGUCAUUGCUUGAGUCGAUCACAUUGAGCCGAAAUAACUUCUCCGGCAAGCUACCGGACUCACUAUGGUCGCUCUCAAAAUUGCGAUUCCUUGAUGUUUCCUACAACAACUUCACAGGCAGCCUGCCGGAUCUCUCUCCGACCAACGCCAAUCACAAUUCAAUUGGUGGUUCAAUUAAUCUUUCACAUAAUAUUUUGUAUGGUUCGAUCUCCUCAGGGUUUGCAGCCCUGCUUUCCAGGCUUAGCUAUGCGGACAUAUCAGAUAACUAUUUUCGUGGUUUGGUGCCUCAUUAUCGUACCGGCAGGAUUUUAUCUUUCAAAUCGAACUGCUUUCAGAAUGCUUCGAGCCAGAGAACCCAUGCUCUAUGCGAGAAGUUUUAUGAGGAAAGAGGGAUACCCUAUGAUGAUAUUGUGAAUGAAAAUGCACCUCCAGCUGCUAGCCUCAGCUCCAACUCAUCCAAGAACAACAACGCCUGGAAGUUUAUUGUCAUUGCGAUUGUUGGCGGGACUGCUCUCCUUGUGUUUCUGAUAAUAUCUAUCGUGCUGUGUUUUAGAUGGUGCAGUAAACAUUCAUCUGAGAGGAGGGAUGCCAAUCUGAGUGCUGCUUCAUCUGCCCUUGGAGGAGGCUCUGCCGCACAUCCUGCAGUUGCUGUCAAUUUGCCAGUUGCGGGUGCGGCCUUCUCAUUUGAACAAUUGACACUGGCAACCUCAAAUUUUGGCGAGGGAAAUCUAAUCAAGCAUGGGAAAUCAGGAGAUAUCUACCAUGGAGUGUUGGAUAAUGGGAUGCAUGUGAUUGUUAAGAGGAUAAACAUGAGCAAAGUUAAGAAGGAUUCUUAUAUGGUGGAAUUGGAUUUUUUUGCUAGAUUUUCACAUGAAAGGUUGGUUCCUUUUGUCGGUCAUUGCUCGGAUAAUGAGAAUGAGAAGUUUCUUGUUUACAGGCAAAUGCCUCAUCGUGACUUGUCUAGCGCACUUUAUAGAAAACCCUCACCAGGGGAGGAUGGUUUACAGUCCCUGGACUGGAUAACAAGGUUGAAGAUAGCAACAGGGACAGCAGAGGCUCUCUGUUUUCUGCAUCAUGAGUGUGUGCCGUCAUUGGUUCAUAGGACAUCUGAGCAAAGUACCUCAGGCCAGCCACCCGCAUCCUGCGCCUAUGAUGUGCACUGUUUCGGCAAGGUUCUACUAGAGCUGGUGACAGGCAAGCUCGGCAUCAGCGGCUCAAACGACGCCUCAACCAACGAAUGGCUCGAGCACACAUUAUGCUUCAUCAACAUCUACGAAAAAGAGCUCGUAACAAAAAUAGUCGACCCUUCGCUCAUCGUCGACGAGGACUUGCUCGAAGAAGUGUGGGCAAUGGCGAUUGUGGCGAGGUCUUGCCUGAAUCCCAAGUCCUCGAAGCGGCCCCUCAUGAAGUACAUUCUGAAAGCAUUAGAAAAUCCAUUAAAGGUGGUUCGAGAAGAGCACCACUCUGGUUCAGGAAGAUUAAAAGCUACAUCCUCGAGAGGUUCUUGGAGCGCUGUUUUCUUCGGAAGCUGGCGGCAAAGUUCGUCGGACAUUCCUUCGGUUUCGGCGCAGCCGAGGGAGGACCGGAGUUUGAGGCGCUCGGGUACAAUGAGAUCGCAGGGAAGUGUGGGCGAGCAUUCCCUCUCUCGCCGGAGGCCUCCUAAGGAUAUCUUCCCUGAGCCACAGGAGAUUGAGGAUUAAUAAAUGGAGGUCUAAAGCUGAUUCUUUGGAUAAAAUGAUUCAUUGCAGGCUCCCUAUUUGUGUGCCUGCCAACAAUCAACAUCUAACAUGCAGGUACUCGGAUCCUAAUCAAUUACCAUUUUGAUUGUCUGAUGCAAUUUAUAUAACUUAGGCCUACAAAUUUAUUUUUGGCGGCUUAAAUUGAUCCCAUUAAUUAAUUAAAUUUUUUAU
Molecule: messenger RNA, 2954 nt
Organism: Phalaenopsis equestris
Lineage: Eukaryota; Viridiplantae; Streptophyta; Magnoliopsida; Asparagales; Orchidaceae
Product: probable LRR receptor-like serine/threonine-protein kinase At2g16250
Biological process (GO): protein phosphorylation
Molecular function (GO): protein binding; protein kinase activity; ATP binding
Source: RefSeq, a predicted model, not a curated record